Molecule: messenger RNA, 1870 nt
Organism: Bombus impatiens (common eastern bumble bee)
Lineage: Eukaryota; Metazoa; Arthropoda; Insecta; Hymenoptera; Apidae
Gene: U2af50
Product: splicing factor U2AF 50 kDa subunit
Exons: 8
Coding region: 157-1443 (428 amino acids)
Biological process (GO): mRNA processing
Cellular component (GO): nuclear speck; nucleus; U2-type prespliceosome
Molecular function (GO): pre-mRNA 3'-splice site binding; poly-pyrimidine tract binding
Source: RefSeq, a predicted model, not a curated record
UAUUGUAUCAAAAUAAUUAUUCCUAGCGAACAUCUACUUAGCCUAUCGCCAUUUUAGAAUAAAAAUUUGUUUUAAGAGCAAUUGACACUCGUUAGCUUCGUUGUUAUUUAUAUUAUUACUUCUUCAAAAUAAAAUUACGUUUUAGGUAACUGAAAAAUGGGCGAAGAUUAUAAUGGAGAUCGAGACCGUCAGGACCGUGAGAAAGAUAGGGAUAGGGAUAGAGAUCGUGAUAGGAGACAUAGAUCUCGUAGUAGAGAUCGUAGAAAACGAUCUCGUUCACGUUCUAAAGAUAGAAGAGAUAGGAAAAGGAGUAGCUCUCCUAAAAAAAGCCGCAGUUCUAGAAGGAGGAAGCCAUCUCUUUAUUGGGAUGUACCACCACCUGGAUUUGAACAUAUUACUCCUUUGCAGUAUAAAGCUAUGCAAGCUGCAGGACAAAUACCGGCAAACAUUGUGGCAGAUACACCACAAGCAGCUGUGCCAGUUGUUGGUAGUACAAUAACUCGCCAAGCAAGGAGACUGUAUGUAGGAAACAUUCCAUUUGGUGUAACUGAAGAAGAAAUGAUGGAGUUCUUUAAUCAACAAAUGCAUCUAUCUGGUCUUGCUCAAGCUGCUGGAAAUCCAGUAUUAGCAUGUCAGAUCAAUUUAGAUAAAAACUUUGCUUUCUUAGAGUUCCGUUCGAUAGAUGAAACAACACAAGCUAUGGCAUUUGAUGGUAUCAACUUCAAAGGACAGAGUUUGAAAAUAAGAAGACCACAUGAUUAUCAACCAAUGCCAGGAAUGACUGAUAAUCCAAGUAUGAACGUGCCAGAUUCUCCUCACAAGAUCUUCAUUGGUGGUUUACCCAAUUACUUGAAUGAGGAACAGGUGAAGGAAUUACUGAUGAGUUUUGGACAACUGAGAGCAUUCAAUUUAGUAAAGGAUUCAGCUACAGGUCUAUCCAAGGGUUAUGCAUUCUGCGAGUACGUUGACGUGUCAAUGACUGAUCAAGCAAUUGCUGGAUUAAAUGGAAUGCAGCUGGGAGACAAGAAACUGAUUGUUCAACGAGCUAGCGUAGGCGCCAAGAACCCUAUGAUUGGUGCACAAGCUCCAGUUCAAAUUCAGGUGCCUGGGUUAUCAAUGGUGGGCACAAGUGGGCCAGCUACUGAGGUUCUUUGCUUGCUAAAUAUGGUAACACCUGAAGAAUUAAUGGAAGAAGAAGAAUAUGAAGAUAUCUUAGAAGACAUCAAGGAAGAGUGUAAUAAAUAUGGUGUAGUCCGAUCUGUGGAAAUACCUAGACCUAUAGAAGGUGUUGAUGUACCUGGAUGUGGGAAAGUAUUUGUCGAAUUUAAUAGUGUGAUUGAUUGUCAGAAAGCACAGCAGACUCUUACAGGACGAAAAUUCAAUAAUCGCGUUGUUGUAACAUCAUAUUUUGAUCCUGAUAAGUAUCACCGCAGAGAAUUUUAAGACCUAGAUUUUCUUUCUUUCAUAUCAAUUCAUAAUUGACUACAGUGUAUAAUAUAUAUAUACACAUAUAUUCAUUAAGUACAUAUAUAAUAUAUAUUAUAUAUAUGUAUUGAAUGAAUAAUCUAAAGAAUCUAAAAAUUAAUGACUCUCUUUUAUCGGAAUGUACAAAACAAAAUGUAAUUGUUUUUUGAUCAUACUGUGCAUUAAAUAGUAAUUGUUGUAAUUUACGUAUCUUUCGAUAACAUAACCAGAUAUAAAUAAUCCAUAAUUUAUGAAAUUACUAGUAAGAAAAGAGAUGCUGUAAAAGGAUACCAUUGUACAAAUAGCGACAUCAUUGUUUACAUCAAUCAGUAGUGAGAUUGAAAUAAUCCAUUGUUAAAUGCAGAAUUAUAUAAAAAUAAAUAAUAAAUUGUCAUACUGCAUACAA